AUGCCUAAGCUUAUGUCAGACCUUCGUCUUUUAAUUAGCCAUGGUCCAAUGUCAAUGAGUAUUUUCAGUGUAAAAUAUCCGGAGCAAACAUUUUCGAAUUUAAAAAACCAAACAUACAAGUUUUUAUGGUUUCAAGUAUUAAAUGACACAUUAAAUGUUUUGAAACGACAACGAAAAUCUAAGCAUGACAUGUUGCAUGAAUGUUAUCUGUACUAUGCAAAUAAUGAAGUUGAACAGAAAAAAAUUGCUAAAUUUACGUCAACAUAUACGUUGGAAUCAGCAAUAAAUUGGUAUACACGUGAUGCAUUUGUUUAUCGUUUAAUCAAUAAAGCAUUUCGUACAAAAGAUAUUGAUACAAUAUUUAAAUUUCGUUUUUUUUAUUAUUGA
Molecule: messenger RNA, 387 nt
Organism: Rotaria sp. Silwood2
Lineage: Eukaryota; Metazoa; Rotifera; Eurotatoria; Philodinida; Philodinidae
Source: the annotation of a GenBank genome assembly